AUGCUGUGUAAAACGAUAUUUGUAUGGAUGCUUGUUGGUUUUGCUUCCGUCGAGAACAAGUCACCAAUAUCUCCAAAGACUGAUUCAUUUCAUCAUCAAAAGUCGCUUGUACUCGCCACCGAAACUUCGAGCAAAAUGAUACGUUGCCUCAAAGAUUGUUCUUUUGAAUUUCCCUUGAAUAGUUCAUUAGUUAUUCCAUCACAAUGCGAAUCUUAUGUUCAAUCUAAAGCAUGUGCAAUAAAUUUUGGUAUAGAUUACGUUACAAAUAUGGGCAUUAUCAAUUUUGAUGGUGACAAUGACACCGAUGUUGUCUUUGAUGCUAGUCUGAAAGCAACCGCUCGUUUCACUUCUGAUCAAAGUGACAAACACGUAAAUUGGCGAUAUGUUUGCAUGACUGAUAAUGACUGUAAUAGCAACUAUUUUACCAAAUAUGCUUCAUAUUAUCUUGAAACGACUAAACAAGUACAAAAUUUGUAUUCUCAUUUGUAUACAUACCUCUAUAACAAUGGUAGUUCGGCAAGUGUACAACAAUGUUAUAAAGAUCCGAAUAGCACAGUCGGAUGUCAAGAUGGCAUGUGCGAAUAUAUAUGGGACGACAUCAUGAAUCACACUGCCAUUUACAAUUGUAAGCCAAAGGAAAAGCGUCUUGAAAUUUUUUACCGUAUAAAUGAAAUAUCAUCAAUGAAUACAAUAACCAAGACAAUACAAAUGCUUUUUUUCAUAUGUGAUAUCGAUGGAUGCAAUUCACCUGAAAAUGCGAUAGCGGUUAGAAAAGCAAUUGAAGAUAAUUGGCUUGAUGGGCUUCUAUUUGGCAUAUACCUCAUCGCUCAUAUCACUGAAUGUGAUAAUAAUCGUGUCACACGUUUAAGAGCAAAUUCAACAUCGGGUGCUAACGGGACCCUUGCUGUAGGUGGAAAUGGCGCUGGUAAUACCACUACCCAGCCCAAUUAUUCAUGGACUAUCCAUUAUGCUACAUCUGUGAGCAUACCAGGUGUGCAAGGAUCGAAUACUACACUUUCAUGCCAUCCAAUUGGUAUCAAAAUUGAUAGCUUUAUAAAUAUAGACGUUGCUGGUAAUGGAAGUCAUCGAAUACAGAUGUUUUGUCGUAACAAUAAGACGAGUAUCAUGGUGGCAGGUGAAUUCGUAGGUGGUAACAGUUUAACACAACUUGUGAAUCCUGACGGAGUCGUGUUUGAUUCUUCACUGACUAUGUACGUUAUCGAUGUAGGAAAUCAACGUAUUCAAAAAUUUCUCAAAUUUUAA
Messenger RNA from Adineta ricciae, 1263 nucleotides. The record is from the annotation of a GenBank genome assembly. NCBI's taxonomy places the organism in Eukaryota, Metazoa, Rotifera, Eurotatoria, Adinetida, Adinetidae.